UAAAUUCUUCGUUUAAGUUGUUUUAUAAACAUUAACUUCAUAUUUUAAAUACCCGAACGACUUAGAUGCACUGUGAAGAAGACAUUUACCUGUUGAUAAAACUUUUAAGUAGACUUAACAAUGUUUUAAUACGAUUGUGUUUGUUUGGAAAUACGAAACGGUGUGUUAUACUUGCGGAAAUUGAUGAGAGUUGAUGAGAGUUUAGCUACGCUAGAUAAAAAUUACAUGUUCGGAAACAGUAGAAGAAGAUGAAUUACCUAGAGACGGGGUUGCCUCACACGGAAUUCUACCCUCGGAAAACGCAGUUUUCCCCUCCCAGAUUUAUCCCGCUUUGCACGCUAGGCCGGAAGUACCUCGGGCUCGAGCCUAUGAGCAAACAGGAAGUGCACGAGCUCGUAAAGCGUCUUAGCGAACCGAAGAAGGCAAUUGAACUUGAAGAACCCAUUUCCGGAAAUGACGUUAGACCGUUAUCAGCGAGUUCGGUAAUUCCCGGAACCGGUCGGUUUGUUGGCCGGAAGAAGAUGAAUGGGUUUGAAAUCGAAAAAAUGGUAGAAAGACUAUACAGCAGACGGCCCACGAAAGAUUAUGCGUUUGUUGACGAAGACGCGACAGAAGAAGACAUCAUGAACAUGACUAAUAGGACGGACGAAGAUGAAAUCAGUAAUUCUGACAAUGAAAGUGGUAAGGAUUUAAAAGAGAGGGAAAAUCUCAUCAGACGGCAAAGUAGUGCAAUAAUCGGGUGUUCCAGACCAUCGAGCAGCGCAAAUGUGCUGAGCAAAAAUAAACAAAUAGUCCAUAGUGAUUUUAGACGGGACAGUUUAAUGAAACUGCAAUCAACGUCAGUGAAGGACGACGAAUCAAACAUCGAUUUAGAUGCCAAACACAGGCUGAAUUUACAUCAUAAGGCUUCGGUAACGUUCCAAAGAGAAACGCCCGUGGCUGAAUGCAGAGGGAUUUUAUUUGGAUGCCGAAACCCCAAGAACCAAUUAUGGCGAGGAGGCGAUCCAUCGAGUGAAUCAAAGCCAAAACCGAUCUUAAAACGCUCAGUUACAGUGUAUGGCAACUCCUAUAUGUCACCAUACGGUCGCAGGACGCAGAUUGCCAGUUCAGAUGACAAAUCGGGCUCCACUCGUUUUCUGCGCCCAAAAUCCGAACCGUCGCCAAUGUACGCACCGCGAAGCGAAUUCACCGAAACUACGUUCACAAGAAUAGCUCUAGCCAAAUCCGCCCCAUCUUCCCACAGGUUAUCACCAUCGGCAAGGCUAGUUUCCACUAAGGCUUUGCAUAUGGAUACGCCACGUUCUAGCGAAGGACACAGCGCCAACGUGACGCCACGUGCUACUCCUCGCCAAGUGACGUCAUCGACGGUGAUUACGAUAGAUAUUGAUGACGAGCAACUUUUGCCAAGUAUUGAAAACAAGGAACGGAAGUUGCCAAAAUAUUCCGAACCACCGCCGGACGAACACUUGAUUGACCGUGUGGCCAUUUAUAAUCGCAGUCCACGCUUACGAUGUAAAUAAAACACACAUAUACACCAUGAUACUUGACAUUUUAAAACAGUGUAAACAAAUUGUGUUUCCACUAACCAAACCAAGCAAAUGACUAUAGACAUUUUUGCCAAUUAUGUGCAUGGAAGUUUCUUGUCAUAAUUAUCUUUCUAUCACCUAAUUUACAGGUAAGAUACCGUUUAUGUGAUAUAAUUAUGCAAUUAUACGUUUUAAACAAGUCAAAAGUUCCCAAUAUAUUAGGUGAAAGGAAAGAAAAUGAACAUCAGUGGAAUUAAAGAAUGUUUUAUUUGUUUUAUCUCCCGUUCUAUAUGUACUAAUGGCAAUACACGUUUUUCUGAUUGGGUUAGAUUUGCGAUUGAUAGAUUUGGAGAUAAAAUGGGUCAGCAUUGCUUGCACCAACGAAUGAGAUAUGUGUGUUUUUUAUUCCAACAUAAAAAACAUGUCGAGAUCCGGAUUACAUUUAUUCAUAUGUAAGUACACUUCCAAAUACGUU
Messenger RNA from Dreissena polymorpha, 2001 nucleotides. RefSeq lists its product as uncharacterized. NCBI's taxonomy places the organism in Eukaryota, Metazoa, Mollusca, Bivalvia, Myida, Dreissenidae. The coding region runs from base 249 to 1520 and encodes 423 amino acids. The record is from RefSeq and is a predicted model, not a curated record. The transcript has 2 exons.